Sporisorium graminicola is the source of this 5100-nucleotide messenger RNA. RefSeq lists its product as uncharacterized. The record is from RefSeq and is a predicted model, not a curated record. Gene Ontology annotation, molecular function: ATP binding; RNA binding. The transcript has a single exon. Lineage: Eukaryota; Fungi; Basidiomycota; Ustilaginomycetes; Ustilaginales; Ustilaginaceae. Gene Ontology annotation, cellular component: intracellular anatomical structure. Bases 1 to 5100 code for a protein of 1699 amino acids.
AUGGGCAAAAAGAGGCCCACGCUCAAGGGCACUGUCCAGCGUGGCUACGCGACCACGUCCACACCCAAAAAGGUCCAGGAUCCGCCUCCGGCAGCAGCAGCGGCAGCAAAGAAGCCUGCUACGAGCUCUGCAAAGACCACCCCGGCAGCCGCAGUCGACUACGAGAAGAUCAACGAUGAGAGUCUCGCAGACAAUCUCUCCGCGUCCAAAUCAGUCACCGCCGACGGCAAACAUAGCCCGGGCGACUUUUUCGACCCGGAAAAGGAGGAAGAGCAAGCGCUCCAGAACCUCGUCGACAAGCUUCAGGAGCGAGUCGACAAGGAAGUCUCUCGCCAGCACAAGGCCAUCGAAUAUGACCGAAGAUUUGCCAAAACGCUGCCCAACUUUGAAAUGGACAUCGAGCUUCGCGAUCAGGUGCUGCAGGUAGCUGCUGAUCUCAACAAGCAGACGUCUGCGACGGGCUCCACCACCGCCGAUGCUGCGACAACCAAUGGCGCUGUAGAUAGUGCCCCUGCUGCCCUCGCCUCCUCUACAGACGCUUCCGCUACUCCAGCCACAACGACUUCAGGUACCGCAACCGCAUCUGGCAGCGCUACACCGCUCAGUAUGGGCUCAUCUCACACCUCGCUCGCUAUGGCCACCCUGACCAAAGACCUUCAAAAACUUUCCGUCACCAACGCAAGCUCGUCGGGAGCAGGCUCUACCUCCUCCUCCAACUCAGCAUACACAGAGUCCGAAGACAAGGUUAUGGCAAAAGCAUUGGCAACAUACCAGAUCCUCCUCAAGCUGGGCUUCUCAUCGGCGCAGGUCGAAGAUGCUUUGUCGCGGGCUCCAUCCCCCGACGUCGAAGAUUGCUUGUCUUACCUCUAUCUGGUCCUUGACGAGGAGUCGCUCGAGGACGCUGUCCGAGCAGGCGAGGGCAAAGCUGCCAAGAAGCGUCGAGACAAGGAAGCGAACAACAAAGAUUUUCCCACCCUCAACGGCGCUGCUGUUGACAGCAAUGAGGGAAACAAUGACGACGAUGACGAAGAGUACGAUGAGAGCAGACCGCCAGUCCAUGAUGCAUACGACUUUCAUCGUUCCGAAACGCUGGGUAAAAACGACUUUGCUCGCACAGAGCCGCCCGCAAAUUCCAAGCAAAACUCAGGCGCUGCACCUACAGAGGGCGCCUCAAAGACGUCCACAGCAUCGACGCCAGCAGCGGCGACACCUACUGCACCGAAAACCAACGUCGAUCGCGACAAGGUAGACGCUCUCAAGAAAGCGUGCGAACGUGUCAUCUUGCAGCUGAGCGACGACUUAGAUUCAAAUCAGAUCGACACGCUCGAGAAGCCAACGACAACGUGGUCCGUCUUGCGAGCCAUGCAGAUCCGCAUCGACCAGGAAAAGUCCAAGUGGAAGAAGGAGCUGGGAAAAGAUGGCGAUUCGCACAUGAAGCAGGAGGACGCCAGACUUGAACGCCUCCUCGGUCGCACCAAAGACUUUAUGCGCGAGUGUGAGCGCGGAGCCUACUUUGACCAAAAGACGGCCACCACUGGUUUCCGACAGGUGCUGCGUCAACGCGAGGAAAGCGAGCAGCAGCUUAAAGCAGCUGAGGAAGAGGAAGAGCGGAAACGUCAACAACGUCGCCGUGAGAUUGAAGCUGCAACCGGAGGCGACUCGACUGCUUCAACAGAAGACAGUGAUCAGGACGUCAAGCCAGCAUCGACAGGCAAACCUUCAAGUCCCACAGAGCCGAGUAACACAGACAACAACAAGAAGGAGGCAGCUCCCCCUACAGCCGCCCAGGUAGACGGCAAAACCGCAGACGCUGGCUCCGACGAUGAAGGCGGCUUCUUUGGCGACCUUCUCAACGAAGGCCCAAUCGAGGACAAGGAUGUCGAAACCGGCGCGGUCGUUACCAUGCGCAAUCUGCCAGCUCGAGCCAAGAGCGGUGGCGGAGGCAAGACGCCACGAGUCAUGCUUUCCGACGCCCUCAAGCGAGCCGAUCCUUAUUCGACAUACAAGUUCACCGCCAUCGCUUCUGGCGGCCGAGUGCACCGCAGCAAGCUCACUGUUCGCUGGAACGGAGGCAAAGUGGUGCCCAACAAGAACCCCAUCACGGCAGGUGCUCCAAGCUACGUGGACGAGUACACUCUCACCACCGUCGGCUGCGCUUCGCAGCUCCAGGCGGAUGAUUUUGUGGCCACGAUCGCCCUCUUCUGCAUCGACCGCGACAAGUCGGUCCAGCGCGCUCUUCCGCCCGGCUAUCGCGAGUGGUGGGAAGAGCUCACGAGUCUGCAAAAAGAGGAGAGGGAUCGCAAGAAUCGAACCCGCUUCCAGCGCGUACGCGACGUUAUCCGCGUCAGGAUGGACGAGGCCUCCGCAGCCAAGAAAUCCAAAGGCAAGAUAGCUCCCGGCAACUUCUCAGCAGCAGCAGAGCAGACCGAGCUGGGCGAACUGUCGGCUGCUUCUGCCCCCCAGCCCUCGGAGGCACGCGCCAAGGAUAUCGUCGAGUAUUUUUCUAACCGCAUCGCAUCGCCUUCCUACCAAAAGAUGCUCCCGGGUCGACAGGGUCUACCGAUCGCCAACCAUCGUCAGGAGAUUCUCGACUUGAUUGAGAACAACCAGAUCUUUGUCCUCAGUGGUGAGACGGGAUGUGGUAAAUCGACGCAGGUGCCCGCCUACAUCCUCGAGCACUGCAUGUCGCAAGGCCGACACUGCAAGAUCUACGUCACCGAGCCGAGACGUAUCUCGGCCAUCUCGCUCGCCGAACGUGUGAGCGAAGAGCUGGGUGAGCCCCGCAAGAGCGUUGGAAACAAUGACAGCUUGGUCGGCUAUGCCAUCCGCCUGGAGAGCAACGUCGGAAAGAACGCCAGACUCGUCUACGCCACUACAGGUAUUGUGCUCCGCAUGCUCGAGGGCACUGCCUUCAACGAGAUCACGCACGUCAUCAUCGACGAAGUGCACGAGCGAUCCAUCGAGUCUGACUUUUUGCUCAUCAUCCUCAAGACGCUUAUCGCACAUCGCAAGGACCUCAAGGUCAUCCUCAUGUCCGCCACGGUGGAUGCUGAGCGCAUCAGCAAGUACUGUGGUGGAUGUCCCACCAUCGCCGUUCCAGGCCGCACUUUCCCGGUCAAUGUGCACUAUCUCGAAGAUGCGGUGGAGGUGAGCAACUACGUUAUCGAGGACGAUUCGCCCUACGCCUUCCGUCCAAAGCGCGGCUACCGCAACGGCGACGGGAAUGCCCGGAAGCAGAACGCUCCAGGUAACAAGAGCAAGCUGCAGCUGGUUGCUCAAGCUCCUCCGGCCGAGGAGGAAGACGAUGCGGCGUUGCUCGACGACGAUGAUGAGGACCCUGAUGGCCAAGGCCCCAGCACUGGCAGCCUCGGCAAAGCGUAUCGAAGCAAGACCAUCGAAACACUUGGCAAGAUGAAUGAGUAUGUCAUCAACCACGAUCUCAUCAUCAAGAUUCUCGAGCGGGUGUGUCUAGAGAAGGAUCUCCAGCCGUGCAGCGCGGCCACGCUCAUCUUCAUGCCUGGUCUUGCUGAGAUUCGCAAAUGCCACGACAUGCUCGUGGAUCAUCCCACAUUCGGCGGAGCUGGCUUUCAGCUGUUCCCCUUGCACUCGACCAUUUCGUCCGAGAAUCAGGGUGCCGUCUUCAACGUUCCUCCACCCGGUGUGCGCAAGAUCGUGAUUGCUACCAACAUCGCUGAGACGGGUAUCACAAUCCCGGACAUCACGUGUGUCAUCGAUUCGGGUAAGCACCGCGAGAUGCGGUAUGACGAGAAGCGCCAAAUCUCGCGGCUAGUGGAGUGCUUCAUCGCCCGGAGCAACGCCAAGCAGCGACGCGGUCGUGCGGGCCGUGUGCAGGAGGGCAUCUGCUUCCACCUGUUCACCAAGUACCGCCACGACUCGUACUUGGACGAGCAUCCUCUACCGGAGAUGCUUCGUCUGUCGCUGCAGGACCUUGCGCUCAAGCUCAAGAUCAUGAAGAUCAAAAUUGGCAACACCAUCGAGAAUGCGCUAUCGCAGGCGCUGGAUCCACCGAGCUCUGCUAACGUGCAACGAGCUAUUGCAGCGCUCGUCGAGGUCAAGGCGCUCACGUCAACGGAAGAAAUCACGCACCUCGGUCGACACCUGUCCAAGAUGCCACUCGAUGUGCACAUGGGCAAGUUCCUGCUCGUGGCGACCUUGUUCAAGUGCCUCGAUCCGGCGCUGACCAUUGCGGCGGCAUUGAACUCCAAGUCGCCAUUCAUGACGCCAUUUGGCAAGGAGCUGGAGGCAGACAGGGCCAAGCAAAGUUUCAAGCUGGGCGACUCGGACUUCUUGACCAUUGCCAAUGCGUUCAACGGAUUCCGGCGCUCCACGGCACAGAAUCACCACCGCACGUUCUGCAACCGCAGCUUCCUGAGCAUCCAGAAUCUGCUGCAGAUCGAAGAGCUUCGUCAGCAGUACUUUUCCUACUUGAUCGACGCCGGAUUCGUCUCAGUCGAUGAUGCGUUCCGACAGGAACUCAACAAGCUCAGGUACCGUAGUGGCGGCUCGGCCAAUUUCUCUAAGCCGCGCUUCAUGACGAUCCCUGCCCACCUCGACGUCAACUCGUCGAGUCUGGCCAUGAUCCACGCCACACUGGCCGCCGGCCUGUAUCCCAAAUUGCUGCACAUCGACGCGAAGACGUACCAGCUCAAGACGAUUGGCAACAACCAGCCUACGGCGAUCCACCCGUCGUCAGUCAACUUCAGGGCCAAGAUGUCGGAACUGGUACGCAGCUCUAGCAGCUACAUGCUGUACUACACGAUGAUGCAGAGCAAGAAGCUAUAUGCCUGGGAGACAGGUCUGAUGGACGACAAAGCCGUCUACAUGCUUUGCGGAGAAGGGGAAUUCAGGCUGGCGUCGAACAGCCUCUACAUUGACCGACAGAGGAUUCGAAUCGCCAGUGCGGACCCGAAGACGUUGGUGGCGCUCAAGACGCUCCGGGAUGGAUUGGGCAAGCUGAUGAAGGCGAGUUUCAGGAACCCGGGCAAAGAGUGGAGCGAUGGGCAGGAGAAGCUGUUUGAGCUGGCGUGCAAGGUGCUUGGCGUAGGAGCGAAUGAGAAGGAUCUUGCUCUGUUGCAGUAG